This is a messenger RNA of Nelumbo nucifera (sacred lotus), 1504 nucleotides long. The record is from RefSeq and is a predicted model, not a curated record. Lineage: Eukaryota; Viridiplantae; Streptophyta; Magnoliopsida; Proteales; Nelumbonaceae.
AUAAAUUAAAACUACUACGUAAACGUAUAGCGAGGAGCUGGGGAACAGUAGACGACCGACGAGUCAGAAAAACAAGAACAAAUAAGUGAUGGAUUCUAAUAAUCAGCAGUCAUCUCUUCAUAUCGUUUUCUUUCCUUUCAUGUCCAAAGGCCACAUGAUCCCACUCCUCCACCUUGCUCGCCUCCUCUUCCUCCGCCGUGUCUCCGUCACCUUCUUCACCACCCCGGCAAAUUCUCCAUUUAUCCGUCAACAUCUCUCCAACACAGACUCCUCGUUGGUUCACGUCGUGGAGCUCAAAUUCCCAGAAAAUGCUCCCGAAAUCCCACCGGGAGUCGAGAGCACCGAUCGACUUCCGUCUAUGAGUCUCUUCGUCCCCUUUGCUAAAGCCACCAGAUUGAUGCAGCCAGACUUUGAACAAGUUCUCCAAAGUCUUCCAAGCGUCAGCUGCAUUAUCUCUGACGGCUUCCUUUCCUGGACACAAAAGUCUGCGUCCAAGUUCGGAAUACCCAGGGCGAUAUUCUAUGGGAUGAACAACUUCGCCGCGAGCAUCUUCCAUGCCGUGAUUCAUAAUCGAUUCAUCGCAAAUGUCAAAUCAGACGACGAGCCCUUUACCUUUCCUGAUUUCCCUUGGCUCAAAUUCACUAAGAACGAUUUCACUCAUCCCUUUGACAUGGCUGAGCCCAGCGGUCCCCAUUACGAAUUUAUUGUAGAGGAAGGCAUAGCGGCUUCCCAAAGCCAGGGUAUAGUGGUCAACAGCUUCUGCGAGCUGGAGACAAGAUUUAUAGAAUACUGGGAUCGGGAGCAUGAGAACACCAAGGCUUGGUGUGUGGGACCUCUUUGCUUGGUCGAACCUCCGACGGCCCAGCCCCUCCAGAACCAGAAGCCGACAUGGAUGCAAUGGCUCGACCACAAGUCAGCAGAGGGGCGGUCUGUCUUGUAUGUUGCAUUUGGAACCCAGGCUGAGAUCUCGCAGGAGCAAUUUCAGGCGAUCGCAGAGGGGUUGGAGAGGUCUAAUGUGAGUUUCUUAUGGGUGAUCAAAUCCAGGGAAGUGAAAUUCCUGGUCGAUGGAUACAAGGAGAGGGUUAAGGACAGAGGGCUAGUCGUGAGCGAGUGGGUCAAUCAGAGGGAGAUACUGGAGCACCAAAGCGUAAAUGGGUUCAUAAGCCACUGUGGUUGGAACUCGGUUCUGGAGAGUAUCUGUGCAUCGGUGCCCAUCUUAGCUUGGCCGCUGAUGGCGGACCAAUACUUGAAUGCAAGGUUGGUGGUGGACGAGAUGGGCAUGGGUCUGAGAGUUGUUGCAAACAACGGUUCAGUUCGAGGUUUUAUAGAGUCAGAGAUGGUAGAGAAGAUGGUGAAAGAAUUAAUGGAGGGGGAAGACGGAGAGAAGGCGAGGAAGAAGAUGAUGGAGAUUUCGAAAACAGCUAAAUCGGCCAUAGAUGAAGGUGGGUCCUCCUGGCGCACUUUAGACCGGUUUCUUGAUGAAGUCUGCAAGAGAACGUCGUAA